AUGCGAUCUACUUACAAAAAGACGAAAGGUCGGGACGGAUUUCAGGUUUCAACAAUGUCCUACGAUUACCUUUUCAAAUACAUAAUCAUCGGUGAUACAGGUGUAGGGAAAUCGUGUUUGUUGCUGCAAUUCACCGACAAGAGGUUUCAACCAGUUCAUGACUUGACUAUUGGAGUCGAAUUCGGUGCUCGUAUGGUCGCCAUUGAUGGCAGGCCUGUUAAGCUUCAGAUUUGGGAUACCGCUGGCCAAGAAUCAUUCAGAUCGAUCACCAGAUCAUAUUACAGAGGAGCAGCUGGAGCUCUUCUGGUUUAUGACAUCACUAGGAGAGAAACAUUCAAUCAUCUAGCUGGAUGGCUUGAAGAUGCAAGACAACAUGCCAAUCCCAACAUGACAAUCAUGCUUGUAGGAAACAAAAGUGAUCUUUCCCACAGAAGAGCUGUCAGCAAAGAGGAAGGAGAACAGUUUGCAAAAGAAAACGGACUCUUGUUCUUGGAAGCAUCUGCAAGAACAGCACAGAAUGUUGAAGAGGCGUUUCUUAAGACUGCAGAAAAGAUACUUCAGAAGAUCCAGGAGGGUGUGUUUGAUGUAUCAAAUGAGUCAUCGGGGAUAAAGGUGGGAUAUGGACGUCCUCAAGGUACAGGAGCAAGAGAUGGAACAGUUGCUCAGAGCGGUGGAUGUUGUGGUUGAUCUUGAUUCUUGAAGAAGCAUAUAUUAUUAUUAUUAUUUUUAUUUUUUAAUAUUGGAACAUAAUAUGUAAUGUAUAAAUAUAAGUGGAUUUUGGUCUUUUGAACCAAUUUGAUCAUCAUCUUUUAGUUAUGUAACUUGAAAAUUGUUAUGGAGGUGUAUUAUAUA
Molecule: messenger RNA, 852 nt
Organism: Lactuca virosa
Lineage: Eukaryota; Viridiplantae; Streptophyta; Magnoliopsida; Asterales; Asteraceae
Source: the annotation of a GenBank genome assembly